Messenger RNA from Diabrotica virgifera virgifera (western corn rootworm), 5489 nucleotides. RefSeq names its product CD63 antigen-like. The transcript has 6 exons. The record is from RefSeq and is a predicted model, not a curated record. The coding region runs from base 211 to 921 and encodes 236 amino acids. Gene Ontology annotation, cellular component: membrane. NCBI's taxonomy places the organism in Eukaryota, Metazoa, Arthropoda, Insecta, Coleoptera, Chrysomelidae.
UGCGCAGACUAAAUUGUCAGAAAACACGGAAGGUGGCACUUAAAUUUAAGGUUUUCUUCGGUCUUCAGUUCUAAAAUAUUUAACGGUACGCGUGAGUUUCAGCCGAACCAAAUAAAAUACGAUUGGAUAUUUAAAAAUCGAAGAAGUAUCUGCGAAUAUCUACAACCUCAUCUAUUCCUUUGAGCGUAAAGUUUUCCAUUCAUUCUGAAGAUGGUAUCUGGAGGGAUGUCGUGUGUGAAAUAUUUGUUGUUUGCGUUCAACCUGCUUUUUGCCAUAUCUGGCAUAGCUAUCCUUACAGUUGGAGCUGUAGUCCACAUUGUUUAUGCACAUUAUUCGCAGUUUGUUUAUGAGGGGUAUCAGUCCAUACCCUUGGCACUCAUUAUAGUAGGGGUGAUCAUCUUUAUCAUUGCAUUCUUUGGUUGUUGUGGAGCUGUCAAGGAAAACCAUUGUAUGAUUAUAACAUUUUCCGUGUUCCUGUUAAUAAUUUUGAUAUUAGAAGUUGUUGUUGGAGUUGUGGCCUAUGUUAAGAAAAACCAAGUGGCAUCUAUGCUGGAAGAUCAAUUAAAUGCUACAAUGCCAAAAUAUUACACCAAUCAAGAAAUUAAGAAUUCUUGGGACAUUGUGCAACAUGAGGCUGAAUGUUGCGGUAUUAGAGGCCCCGGUGACUGGAAAUCUAUAACAAAAAGUGAUGUACUGCCACAUACUUGUUGUCCUAACAUUCAAGAUAAUGACAACUCAUGCACAAUCAAUUCUGAAAAUGUCUACAAAGCCUCUUGUUUAACAAAUUUGAAAGAGAUUUUCGUCAAAUACGGCAUUAUUAUUGGAGGAGUUGGACUGGGAAUAUCUGCGUUGCAGCUGAUUGGAGUAAUAUUUGCUUGCUGCUUAGCUCGUUCCAUACGCAAAGAAUAUGAAACUGUGUAAAUAUAAAAAUUAAUGUACACCAUUAUAACAUAGCAUUUUACCCAAUCUAUAUAGUAUUCUGUCCACUGUUUUUUAUUAUUUUUUUCUAGUUUAUACUAAUAAUUGUAUUGUAUUUUUUCGAUGUCCAUGUUAUUUGUCAUAAGGUCUUUGAUAUUAGUUGAUAAUAAUAGCUGUCAUAAUUUAUGGUGUUCACUAAUAUCGAAGGCUAAAAUUAUUUCUGUAUUAUUUGCCAAUUUCUAGGGGCUAAGAAUGUUUUGCAUUUUACAAUUAAAGCCAAAGUGUGUCUGAACAAAUUAACUCACAAGAAAAUCUCACAAGUCUGAUUUUAACUUGAAUAUAGUACAAUUUUUAGUAGAAAAUGCGUGUCCCAAAAAAAUAUGAUGUAAUUUUUUUUAAUGAUAUAUUAAUGUCUUUUAAUUUUGCAUAUAGAACUAAAAUAAAACAAUAAAGAGUGUCUGAGACUUCGUAUUUCGAAGUAUUCUCAAAUAAUUACGUUUUUGAAGGCAUCAACUGCACUUUUUGACAAAUGGAAUCAGUAGUCCGGCCUUAAUUUUCGGCAAACUAAUAAAGUAGUUGGGUAUUAGGAUGGGACUGUGGAAAGAUGGUCUAUCAAUUCGACCUUUUGAUGUAUCAGAACUUCGACUGUCCUACCAACUGUAUAUUGACUUGCAUUGACAUAAAAUUAAGGGUGAUUCAUUGUUUUGACUGGUUUUUCGAAACUCAGCUAUGGCUUGUGACAUAAAAAUGGUUAUAUACAAUGAGCAAUUAUAGAUAUUUGAUCUUGUAGGAGAAUUUACAUGUUACAUGAGCUGCUCUCGAGACAAAUAUCGCGACUGUCUUUUUGGAGAUACAUAAUGUACUUUUUUUCCUUGAAACACGCAAACACAUGACUGAAGUUUACUUUGUGACGUUUUUCUGAGUUGGUAUUUUUUUGAGUUUCUAGUAUUUAAGUGGUGUAUGAUUUUUUGACACCAAUUGAUUUUUUUACAUACGAUUCUUCUUACAAAUACUUUUCUAUACGUUCCAAUAUGCAAAAAUAAAAGACAGGCCUCGCAUAACAAUAAUUAUUAUAUGAAAUGUAAAGAUGAUUUAUAAGAUAAGUAAAGCGAUUAUAGAUAAUAGCACUAUGUAUUUGGAAAACUUUUGUAUUUUUUCUUCUAGAAGUGAACUAUAAAAACGCACUCAGUAUUAUUACAUAAUAAGUUUUACAGUUUCAUUUGAUAUUCAUUCCUUCCCAUUAAAAUUUGAUUUUCUUGAAGUUAACGCUAUCGAAAAGGCACUUAAAUAAAUAAAUAUCACUUCAAUUUUUUAUGUGCUGUAGAUAUUAUUUUUCAUUUUACUCGACACACAAAAAUAUGACUGCUUAUUCCUGAUCGUAUGUAUCUCAAUAAAUAUAUUUAAUGCGGUUUCAAAUUACUAUAAAGUUAAAACUGAAUACUAAUUGGAAUUUUACAAAAACUUUAUUCCUAAGAAACUUGUAGUACUUACGAUCAAUCCUACUGCCUGUUAUGUGCACCAGCAAUACAUUUUUUAUAGAAAUAAUAUUUACUGCAUACUAUGAAACAUCAAAAUUUUAUUAAGGUUUUACCUUUUAAAGGGUUGAAAUCAAUUUUCCCCCUUUCAUUGUUACUACACAAGUUGAACAUACAGCGUGGGCCAAAGAAAACAGCCCACCUCGAUAUUUGGCAGUAGUUAUCAGAUUUCAAGGAAAUGACGAAACAGGUCGAUUUUUGUUCUAAGGGGGACACAUUUUUACGAUACAUGCAUCUAUCAUUCGUCAACCCCCGCCCUUCCACUAACCCAAACCCUAAUUUUUAAAUAGGGAAAAUACCAUGUACGGCACAACAUUAGAAAGGCAUUCACAUGGAGUAUUCAGAAAUAACGACCGUCCAAGAUUUUUUUUUCGAUAUUUGCACCGUCUUUGCAAAAAACUGUUAAUUCAUUUGAAGUACAAAACCUCUUAAAAAUGAAACGUAACUCCUAUGAUUUGCUAAUAUUUCAUUUUUUCUGUCACAUCAAAAGUAAAUAUGACGUUGCAGGAAAAAUUACAUGUUAGCAAACCAUAGACGUUACGUUAUUUUUGUAAUGUACUUCAAAUGAAUUGACAGUUUUUUUUGCAAAGACGGUGUAAAUAAAAUAUCGAAAAAAAAAUCGUGAACGAUCUUUAUGUCUGAAUACUCCAUCUCAAUGUGAAUAAUCUUCGAGCUCAGCUGCAGGAUCUAUCUCCUUUAGUGAAACACCAAAUUCAAGAUAAUAAUUUAUUUCUGUAAAUGACACUAACUUCCCGGGAGACCUAAUGACGCUACUUUACUGACCGCUUCGUAUGAUGGUUGAACUGAGAAUCAUAUGAGACUACAUGAUGUCUCUUCAAAGUGAUUCGAAGGAAUGUGUUUAAAAGCACAUCUUGACUCGUUGAAGUUACUCGAAGAAAUGUAUUUAAUGUAUGCUCUUUCUUAGCAGGCAACCAAACGACGUUUUUAUAACGUAGAUAACACGUCAUAAAAAUGAUCAAUUGACGUGUUUCUAUGACGUAGUACCGACGUUGAAAAUCACGUGUAUUUGUGUCAUCGAUUUGACGUCAUAAUUGUGACGAUUUUAAAACGUCAAAAAGGUGACGACUUUUAUACGUCGGUAAAAUCACGUCUUUAAUACUUUCAAAACGUGACCUUUCAGAUGUUUCAAACUAGGUAGUAUAAAAAAUAGGUAACAUGAAACCUAUAGGUCUACGUCCCAUGUGUCGAAGGUAUAUUACCAUUUGUUUAAGAUCGCUUGUGCAUUAGAAGCAUUCUAACAUUGAUUUUGCAUAAUUGUACCAGCCCUCGCAUUAUAGAAUUUUCACUAUUUAUAUAAGUAUACCUACUUACUGUGUCAAAACUGAAACAACAUAUAAACUAAUAAAUAAUUUAUUAACAAAUUAUCCAGCAUACUUAAUGUCUUCAUUUAACGCUGUCCAUUAAAUCAAAAAGAAUCAUGAACAACUCAUUUUGGAAUACCUGUAUACAGUAGUAUCUACAUGAGCGUCAUUUUUCUUUGCCAUCUCAUAGCUAAAUCUUGUAGACUGCUGAAGCAAUCUUAGAAGGCUAAACAUUAAUUUAAAACUCGAUAACACAUAAUUAGUUCAUUAACAGAAAAUAAACAUAACCUCAAACAGUCGUCAAGAAGAAUACUACAUUAAACUAACAACUAACUCACUGAGCAAAAACGAAUACAAAUCUCUUAAAUUAACACGUUUCGUCAACUAAAUAUCUAAAUGCAAAGUCUUAUUUUAUCACACAAGACACAAAACACGUAAACAAUAAAUGAGAAAUUUGUUACGAACAUUAUUUAACAAAAUUGUUUUUAGUACCCAAUCUCUUCCCAAUUUUGUAACGUCAGACUUAAACUGUCUGAAAUGAAAACGUUUUUUAAACGUAUUUUAACGUCACCUACAAAAGACGUCUAUAUGACGGAAUUUUCAAACACGUUUCAAAACUGACGUUUCCUCGACGUUAUAUGACGUCACUUGGUUGCCUGGGUUAACAAAGGAUUUUAUUUAGUCAGUACAUUUAGUGUGCCCUAGCCAAAAAUAUUGUUUAUGAUUUGCAAUAAUUAAACUAAUUAAAUAGCCCGCACAUGUUUGCAAUAGUGUGAUAAUUGCGUUAGUGUGAUAUACGGGGUGAUAAAAAGAUUGUUUAAUAUCGAAUAUGAAAAUUGAAUGUUUGAGAUUAAACACAAUGCCAUUAUAAUGAUGUGCCGCACAUGGUAUAUUCCCUAUUUAAAAAUAAGGGGUUAGGGAAGUGGUAGGGUAGGGUUGACAAAUGACAGAUAUAUGUAUCGUAAAAAUGUGUCCCCUUAAAACAAAAAUCGGCCUGCUUCGUCAUUUCCUUAAAAUCUAAUAACUACUGCCAAAUAUCGAAAGUGGACUGUUUUCUUUGGCCCACCCGGUAUUAUUUUAUAUAUUAUUAAAAAUAAUUAUUUUAAAUACUUCACUGAAAAUAAUUUAGUAUUAUAAUGAGCUUUGUAAUUUUUGGGACACACUAUAUAACAUUGUUCGUUCGUCACUAAUUUUCGUGUUGUUCACAGACUGAUUUGUUAGAUUAUCACUGUUGUUUUGUAAAUGAUAUUUUUUAUUUAUUUGUUAAUAUCACGAAUAUAACUAGCUGGUAAGUUUUUUAAGUUUCUAAAAUACCUGACUUCUUCAGGGUCAGUAUACGGGGUGUUCAAAAUAUACAAGAAUAAGACUUCGUUCAAAAUGAUAGUAAUGAUGUAUAUUUUGUAUACAUUUAUAGUUUCUCAUAAAAAAAAACAGAAACUGUAUUCAUCAUAUGUAUAUUUAUUAUAUAUUAAUAAAUUUCGUAGGAUGGUGUAUGACAUAUUAUACCCUAAAAAUUGGAUAGCGAUUGCUCAAUAUAGAAAUAUGCGAAGAAAUCUAGAAAUGCCUAUAUCCUACCCUAAAAAAAGCAGGUUGAUGAAUGACCAUGAAUAACAAAUAACUGUUAAUUAAAAAAUUUUAAUUGGAAGAACCUAUUUAUUGAAAAUAGUUUUUUUUAUUAUGUUUUUUUAUUAUGACACUUCAUUCGUAAGUAAUA